Messenger RNA from Triticum aestivum (bread wheat), 2113 nucleotides. RefSeq lists its product as uncharacterized. The transcript is spliced from 4 exons. The record is from RefSeq and is a predicted model, not a curated record. Bases 1 to 780 code for a protein of 259 amino acids. NCBI's taxonomy places the organism in Eukaryota, Viridiplantae, Streptophyta, Magnoliopsida, Poales, Poaceae.
AUGGUUUGGGCGGUGGUGGAUCUCGCCGAGGAGGGCUGCAGAUGCCAAAUUGAGGCUAGGGUCAGAAGAGUGGGAGCACUAGGAGGCUACUGGCAAGCGCUAAACUUUGGCCCAGCCCGCGAACCUCACUCCUCUUUCCCUCGAGGUACCGUGAAAUCCCUAAUUCCCCACCACAAGCCGCCACUUGCGCCGCCGUCAACAUCGCGACGCUCACUGCUCUCUCCGGCCGGCCACUGCACCGCUCUGUCGUCCUCAAACCCUCCCGCCGCCCCACACGACCCAUCCCCCACGAGCUCAGAACCUCUCCUCCGCCAAGUUGCUCCAUCCCCACCUCAUCACCAAGAACACCGGCGUCGUCGUCGUCCUGGGCACCGGGCAGAUCCCGGCGAAGACCAGGCUCAACCUGUGCCGGAAGCUCUUGUCGGCCGUGGCGGAGCAGUGCUCCAUGCCAUCUCGCUUCUCCACCGCUAUCCCCGCGUCGUCCUGCCUCUCCACCAGUGCCCCCACACAACCCUGCUCCCCGCCGUCGCCACGUACUCCCUGCUGCUGCCGCCGGCGAUUUCCCACGAUCGGAACAAAUCAGCACCGGUGGUUUCUUUCUUCUUCAGAAGGCCAGACUUUUGCCGUUCAUAUUCAAGAGACCAUAUCCAUUUGACGUGCGAUGACACUCUGGGGCACUUAGACAAGAAAGGAUAUGGUUUCAGAUAUGAGUUAGAAAAAAUUUCAAGCCAUCAUCAAGCAAUGGAGGAAGCUAUAGAUCCUGGAGCAUCGAACAUAUAAAUCACGCUAGGCAACCCGCCAUUUUGGAGGCAUUGUCAUGACGCAGCAGUAUGGGUCGCUCGAUUCUUUUAUGACUGUACUUUUUUGGUUGCUGGCAGUCGGUACACCGUUAAUUGUUUCUCCACCUGAGUUGUACACUACCUUUUUAUUUUUAUUUAGAUUCUUUCGGAUUUCCAGUUUAUUAGCUGCAAAAGGGGUCCAGUAAUCUACAUUCUACAUAAAGCUUAGGCUUUAAUUGAUUGUUAUGUCAAGUGAGAUCAUGCAUGAUAAGGAUUAUUGCUGUUGGAGGAAACAUUGUGUACAAUAUGUUUGGUGGUAGUUAAAAGGAGGGGAACAUAUUAUUGUGAUUUUAUAGUUUCUUGGAAGUAGUUUCAUCUAUUUGUUUACAACAUUGUUGGUUUGCUGCCUUUUAGUAUUGGAGUGUGUAAUCACACACGUUCUUAUACCUUCUAGGUUAUUUCUCGUUUUAACUCCUCUCCUGUGGAUUCUCCUAAGUUGCAGGCGAAGAUGAACUCCUGAUGGUCUACGCCGUCCUGCUUUGCCAUGGAGGUAAAUGAGCCGAAGUGUACCAGGGAAUAUGCAUAUACACCACACCUAAUCCACCACUAUUUUCUUGUGGCGACUGGCGAGGAGAAGAUACAAAUGCCUUCCAAUCCACCACUUAUCCCCACUACUAUUUCUUUGCCAGUGACCUGGGUUUCCAUGUACUUGAUAGAUACUUUCCUUAUGAUAUGUGUUUUAUGUAUGUAUAUAUGUUUCUGGCCAUAAAUAUAUAGCUAGCACCAACUUUUACUGCUUUCCGUGGAACUUUGACGAGUACCCUUUAAUCCACUAAUUUUGGACCUGUUAGUUUGGGCACUGAAAACUUUGAAAAGUACCUUUGAAUUAGAGGACUAAACUAACAGGUCCGAAAUCCUGAAGCCCAAAUGAAUCAGUUUUCAGUCUAAAUGAAUGGUGUUAUAGGAGAAGCUAAUCUGAAUGUAUGCACGGGAUUACUUCACUUGACGUACAUUAUCUGGAUCCUUGGCCACUUUUAUGCAAAAGCCUUCGAUCUCUUACUCCACUAUAGAGUUUGAUUGAGAAGUUUGGGCCUUUGGUCUUCUCUGUUACCUGAAACUUUAAAUCUGACUACAAAGCCUCAAAAGUCAAAACUCAAUUCAUGUAAAAAUCGGCAAGAGUUUAGGGGAUUUGGCUCCACAUUUUUUGAUCUUGUUAGUACUUUCACCUUGCUAAUUCAAAAUGUGUGAAUGUAGAGUUGGAGAAACUACCACAAGUCAAGGUGAGACCCAUGCCUGAAAAGGGGAAAUCACUCUGGAGUCGGCUCAAGAACAAG